Molecule: messenger RNA, 7384 nt
Organism: Phalacrocorax carbo (great cormorant)
Lineage: Eukaryota; Metazoa; Chordata; Aves; Suliformes; Phalacrocoracidae
Source: RefSeq, a predicted model, not a curated record
CGGGCGCGGGGGGCUGCGAGGCCCCGCCAGAUCCCGGCGGUGCUGCCGCGGCGGCUCCAUGCCGCGGCUUCGGGCCGCCCGGCUCCUCCCCUCGCGGUGUGUGUGAGUGUGUGUGUGUGUGUGUGUGUGUGUGUGUGCGCGCCGGGGCCGCCGCCGCCGCCGUGCCUGCCUCUCCCAGCCAGGCAGCCCAGCCGCGCCGCGCCGCGCUGCUGGCGGCGGCCGGAGCGGGCGGCGGCGGCGGCGGCAGCGCUCCGCCAGCCCCGGGCGGCUCCGCGCCGGUCCCCGCGGCGCGGCCGCCCAUGCCGGCCGGCAGCCCCAACCCCGCCGGGCAGCCCUAGCCCCGCCGGGCAGCCCCAGAGCCCCGCCGGGCAGCCCCAGAGCCCCGCCGGGCAGCCCCAGCCCCGCUCGGCUCCGCGCGGCGCGGGGAGGGGGCACCACUUCUCUGAGUCUCCCCACCAGAUCGUUAUGGACCUAUUCGACUUUUUCAGGGACUGGGACUUAGAGCAGCAGUGUCACUAUGAGCAAGACCGGAGUGCACUUAAGCGGAAAGAAUGGGAGAGAAGAAACCAGGAAGUCCAGCAAGAUGAAGAUCUCUUUGCUUCAGGUUUUAACCUCUUUGGGGAACCCUACAAGACAAAUAAAGGCGAUGCCCUUGCAAACCGUGUCCAGAACACAUUGGGAAAUUAUGAUGAGAUGAAGGACCUGUUAACCAACCAUUCCAACCAGAGCCACCUUGUAGGAAUCCCAAAGAAUUCUGUCCCACAGACACCCAUUGACAAAAAUGAACAGAACUUUUUCCCAGAACCAAGAAACAGGAUGAUCCCAUCUCAUCAGAUCAGUGGCCACUCAUCGACAUCAAUGCCUCCACCUUCUUCAUUAUCAUCUAAUUCUACUUUGCUACACAGUCACCAGAGCAGCAGAAAGUCGAGGACAGACUGGUCACGUGGUGGUCACAACUCUAGUGGGACCCAGCCAAGCCAAUCCAGUAGUCAGCAGAGUCGGACAAAGCAUAGCUCUUCUCAUGACCAGCCACAGGGCAGGUAUGAAGACCUCUAUAAUUGUCAGAGUGAGCAGCAUAAAAGUGGAGGAACUGAGGAAGGAAAUUCUAUGGCAGCAUCUUCACAUUCGAGGAGGCAUACUCAUUCAAAGUCAGCGGCUGGAGAACAUACAUACAAGGAAAACAGUCAUUCAAAGUCACCCACAGAGCUUGAGUUUGUAGGUCACGGUCCUGGAUCUCCACUUCCUUCCACAUCUUUGUUAUCUGCAAACAAUGGUCUUUCGACCCAGAAUUUCCCACCAGGACUUCACUGUAAAAACAGCAUGGUCCAGCAAAAGCCUACAGCAUAUGUCAGGCCUAUGGACGGUCAGGACCAGGUACCCAAUGACUCACCUGAACUGAAACCUCCAAUAGAAAUUGAGAGUGGAUAUGGAAAUCAGUCUUUUGGAACACUGCUGGAAGGAAAAGUGAACACACCUAGUUCGAAGAACAAAGUACCAAAGCUCAACAUUCCUCCUGUUACUGAAGUUCCCCUUCCCAAUGACUCCAGCUGUGUGGAAGAAAUACUACGGGAGAUGACCCAUUCCUGGCCUCCUCCUCUUACUGCUAUUCACACUCCUGGCAAGGCUGAGCAGACCAAGUUUUCUAUCCCAAGCAAGGACUCCCAACAUCUGACCUCAGGAUACAAUGUACAAAAGUGGAGUGAUCCAGCAGGGAAAGUUGCAACUAAGUCAGUGCCACAAAAGUCAAUGCUUGAGGAUGAUCUGAAACUCAGCAGUGAUGAAGACGACAAUGAACAGGCUGCUGAAAAGACAAAAUUGAGAAACAUUCCUGUAAACAGCCUGCCGGUGCCAGCAGCACACACAACCGGCUUGGCCCAUUCCAGCGGUGGCUCUGGGAGCUCCAGCGAGUCCGAAAGCAGCUCAGAGUCUGACUCCGACAGCGAGAGCAGCUCCAGCGACAGCGAGUGCAAUGAGGAGUCACGCAGUGCCACACCAGAGCCUGAACCUCCCUCAACAAACAAAUGGCAGCUGGAUAAAUGGCUAAAUAAAGUGAACCCCCACAACAAGACCAUCAUCAACAAUCAAAAUGAGCCUCACAGCGAGACCAGCUCCCAGGCCCAGAGCAACCAGCAGGCCGAAGGGCCAAACAAAGGGAAGCUCAACAGCAGCCUGCCCCCGACUGAUUCCAAAGACCGGGCGAUCCUUAGUCCCAUCCGAGAGAAAGCCAAACCGCGAGUUGCCCAGAAAACCCCAGAGGCGAAAAGCUCCAAGCAGAAGUCACCAGCUCAUAAUGAGCCACCUUCACAAAGGACUACUGGGAAAAAGCAACCCAAAAAGGUAGAAAGGACUUCCAGUGUAGAAGAGUAUAACUGGCCCAAACCAAAUAAUACCAGCAACACUCCCAAAGAAAAAGACACACAGGACCCCCCCGAGCAGCCAAAGGUUCGAACUAAAGCAGCAGUUGGGAAGACCGCUCCAAGGAAAGAACCACGAACUAGCACAGGUCUCUCUUCAGAGAAGAAAAAGUACAGAGGACCCAGCAAAAUUGUCCCUAAGUCCCGGGAAUUCAUUGAAACGGAUUCAUCUACUUCUGACUCAAAUACAGACCAGGAGGAGAGCUUGCAGGCUAAGGUAUUGCCAGCUUGCACCAGCUCUGGCAAUGGCGUCAAAGUGAAGGACUCUGGCAGUAACAUCCUCAGCGUAAGUAGUUUAACUAGCAAUGGCAGCAACACAUCCAUCGACCAGACCAGCAAUGACUUGGAGGAGCAGCUCUUUUCUCCUAUCCCAAUCGUACAAAAUGAACUUCUGUCCCCACUGAGAGAAUACGAAGAACUCAAAUCUCUGUGGGUGAAAAUAGACCUUAGUUUACUCUCUAGGAUACCUGGACAAGAGCCUUUUGAGGCCACGUCUGUGAAAAGUGAACCAAGAGAGGCAAAUGUGAAACACAGGCGACCAUCUCGAGAGUCCCCUACCCCAGCAGCUGAAAAACCAUCCACAAAAUCCAAAAGGAAACACAAGCAGCCAGAAAGCCUGGAUACUUUUGUUGAAAGCAAGAAGCAGCGCCUGGAGGACCCUUCAGCUUCAUGCCUGCUCCCACCUUGUAUCUCUCCAAUACCGAAUCACAGAUUAACCAGCACUAAAGAGAGCAGCAGUAACUCAGUGAAGAAGGUGGCAAAGAAAAGAGAAGAGAAGCUGUUCCCUCCUCCAUUGUCCCCCCUCUUGGAUGAGCCUGUGCACCGGCGGCACAGCAGUGACAACAGCUCCUUCAGCCAAGAGACCAACAUCACAAACACAUCUCAGACCAGCAGCUCUUCCUCCUCUGUUUCUAAACACAGAAAGAAUGAAAAUAAAUCCUCCUCUAACCCCAAAGGAAUCUGUGAGGAAGAAUCUCACAAUACAUCAACAGCCAACACUCUUCUUGACACCAGCCAUCUAGAAACAGACAUCUGGUCUGCAAUGCCAACGCUUUCCAAUGGGAAUUCUGAGCCCAGAAGACCCAAAAUAACAUUUGAUGAUGUGCUUCACAAUGCGGAUUAUUACAUGCAAGAGGCUAAGAAGCUGAAGCAUAAAGCAGAUGCAUUGCUGGAGAAGUUCGGCAAAGCAGUGAAUUAUGCUGAUGCUGCCCUCUCCUUCAUCGAGUGCGGGAACGCUAUGGAGCGAGAUCCAUUAGAAGCUAAAUCUCCAUACACCAUGUACUCAGAGACUGUGGAACUCAUCAGGUAUGCAAUGAGACUCAAGAAUUUCACAGGCUCUUCUGCCACGGAAGGGGACAAGAAAUUAGCAGUUUUAUGCUACCGAUGCUUAUCACUUCUCUACUUGAGAAUGUUUAAACUAAAGAAGGACCAUGCUAUGAAGUACUCCAGAUCUCUGAUGGAAUAUUUUAAGAACUCUUCAAAAGCCUCACAGGCCCCGUCACCUUGGGGCGGCAAUGGAAAGAGCACAGAAACGCCAUCGCCCAUGUCCCUGAGCCCAUCCCCUGUCAGCUCUGCUGGAAGCAGCGGGGGCACUGCCAGCUCCUCCUUGGCGGGGACCAUCACCAUCCCUCAGCGCAUCCACCACAUGGCUGCCAGCCACGUCAACAUCACCAACAACGUCCUGCGGAGCUACGAGCACUGGGACAUGGCUGACAAGCUGACUAAGGAGAACAAAGAAUUCUUUGUAGACCUGGACUCAGUGAUGGGACCCUUAACACAACACAGCAGUAUGACCAAUCUGGUUCGUUACGUUCGCCAAGGACUCCACUGGCUCCGCAUUGAGGCUCAUUUGUUGUAGUGACUGCUGCCCUGUUCAUAACACCCCCAUUCUUCUACCUCUACCAGCGCAGAGACGAUCACUGGUGGAACUCCACUCAUUUCUGGAAGUUUAUUCAUGUAACUUCAUUUUUAUUGCCUUUUUUAAUAUCCUAUCUAUUGGAAGUAGAAGUGACCAUAAAUGGAACUUAUGACUCAAGAGCAGUAUGUGUUGUACCAUCUAAUCAUUUUUGACAAUUUUCUAUGCCUUGUGUCUCCUGGAUCCUGCCAUCCUUAUGUGCUUUAUGGAACGGUACAUUCCCUGCAGUAUUGUUUUAAGUCCAUGCUGCCUUCAAGUGAAAACAAAAAAGCACUUUGAGAAGAUAUGGAUUCCUGAGUAAUAGUACAAAGCGUCUUAAAUAUUUGAGGGUAUAUAUGAGAAGUCCCUUCUGAAAUAAAUUAGUAGAAGUUAUAGCUAUUCAUUCAAAAUCGUCUUCUGAACCUGAACCAAGCUUUUCGACGCUUAAUUCUGGCAUCAUUACCUAACACAGUACAUUCCUAAGAUUUCAUACUUCCUAUAGGCUUGGUCUCUAAAAGAGAACAUUGAAUAUCUUACAGGUACAUAAUGUAAGAUCACCAAAGGUGUUAUAGAGGUAAAAGGUUGAAGGAAUGCCUCAUUAAAGAAUGAUGACACACUAUGCAAUGAGGUUUUGAUACUCCAUUCUUCCUGUUUAUUGUUGGCUUAAUAAUUUCAGUAGGCAGCAAAAUUUAUUGCAGUUUUUAGGCAAUUUCAAAAUAUUAGCUUUCAUAGUCUUAUCUACCAUUCCUAUACUAAAUCUGUGAAUUUUCUUUCAGUUUUACUGUUUAGUCUCAAACAAAUACUCAUCCAAGAUUUUUCGUCGUAGAACAAUCUCUCCUUGCAUAGUGACUCAGUGAAAGCAGAUUUUAACAGGACCGCUACACUCUAAGCAUUGAUAUUGUAUGUAAAAAAUCCAUUAAUAAGUGUAUGCAGAUUCUUCAUGAAACUCUCUGGAAGUUUAACUAACCAGCUACUGUUGAAACAUUAUAAUUCCAUGUGGCAUCAUUUCUCACCUGUUUUGUUCAUUUCAGAGCAUUAGAAAUGAACAGUAUUAUCUUGCUAUCUUGAAAACAAUGUCAAAUUAAAUAAAAUCGCCAGAUUUACCCAAAAGCAAUAUAACAUUUGUUUAAUAAUGGCCAUGAAUACUUCAGUCAGAUUACCUAUUUUCCAAGCUCUGCAUCUGUUUACCCAUGCUGUCAUGUUUUGGACGAUUCCUCUAUUGCGUGAAUAAUAAUGAGACAAUUCGGAUAGAAUUUCAAAGCAAUUGUGAAUAAAUUACACCAUUUCACAUUUGCUCUUUCCUCUUCUUUUUUUCCCCUGUUAUAAACUGCACUGCUCUUCUGGUGCCACUGCAAGAAGCGCUGGUGCAUGAAACAAAACAAAAUGAAUUUAUAUCAAUAAUUCACAAGACUUUAAAUGGUCUCAUCUCAUUCUUGAUAUAACGCCUGCAUACCUUACUGAACAGUAAAUUCCAUUUCUAUAAACAGAAAAUGCUCAUAGCAAUGUAAAUAUUAUUCUCUCUUAUCUCAUUGGAAUAAUACAAUAUGUGUAUUAAAUGCCAUCCAGAUAUUAGUUAAUUGCAAUUACCUUCUGCUAUAUAAUCCUGUAUAUCCUUUAAUCUGGUGAGUUAUUGGAUUCUACUCACUGGGUUGUGACCAGAUAAAUAGGACAAAUUUGCAUUUAAAAGGUUCAGACUGUUACGAUUUUUAGAGCAGGCCUUGGAUAUUUGCAAUAAGAGCAGUUUAAGGACUCUGCCCAAUGCACAUUUAAGACAAACAUUAUGUAGCUGUUGUGUGUUAGCUCCCCGUAGUACUACCUUUUCUUAAAAAUCAAUAAUUCCUAAUAUUUUGUUUCACAAGAAUGUAUUGUAAAUGUAGCCAAGGUGCAUCAUUAGAGAAAUCACCCAGUUUAGGGUUGUCUGCAAAGGACAUUUGCAGAACAUGUACAUCCUGUAUUAUCUGCCCAUUCCUGUUCCUGAAGUGGUCGAUACACCCUUAUCUGUUCUCAGAGGGUUUCAGUAACAUGGCUGAAACGUGAAUCCGACAGCAUUUGUCGCGCUGAUUCUGGCCCCAGUAGGUAAAUGAAUAAAACCACCACAGCAAGAUCUGUUCAGAAACGUAGAUGGAAGGUGCUUGAUCUUUUUUUUUUUUUUUUUAAGGAAAAGAAAACAAAAUGCUUGAAGUAUUUUAUUGUAUUUUUUUGAACAGGGUGAGUACUUGAGAUGAAGUAGUGCUGGGGUGGUUUUGUCAUAAGCCAGUUUUCCAUUCUUUUUGCAAGAUCUCACUAACGAGAUUCAGUAACUACUUAGUCUAAUUAAGCGCAUUGUCGUCCCUUGUUCCUUUAAUGGGGACUGAAAUCCUAGACUUCCAUGCAUUUAUGAAGGAUAGAUACGUCUUGAAAUACAAUCUUCAGACACAAGACUGUUCAAAGAGUCAGCUGCAGUCACUUGGUGAAGGCAACGUAUUUUCUUUCCCCUGUUGCUUGCUAUAAACAGACUCCUAUCUCUAAAUUUACCCCCUGUUUACAAUCUUUUGCUUAAACAGCUUAAGGAAUUAGCCCACCUGAUUUUGUAUCCUGUGACUUAGUUUGAAAUGCAUGCUGAAUCAAUGGCAUGAUUAUAAUAAGUCCAGCAGUCAAGUCUAGGAUCACAAGCCAACUUACUAUUUAACAGUCUUGUUUCAAAAGCAGCUUAGAAACAAAUUAAAUAUGGAGAGUGAAUUACCAUCUUAUCCCUGGGGAUGAUGCUUCUUUUGGGUUAGUUAUUAAGGAUUAUUGCACUUUUACAGGCACUAUAUUCAUCUCAUUUCAAAUGCCAACAUGUCAUCUUUGUGGAAUCAUUUUACCCCUUAAAAUAUUACUUCCAGCAGAGUUAAUCAAAUGAGAUUGUUUGUUUGUUUCAAUCCUUGGGGAAGCAGCAUGUGUUUGCUUGGGCGUUUGCUAUGUCUCCUCCUAACACUGCCCGCUUCAGGCAUUCAAAGUCAUGAACCAAGCACCAAAAGUUACAAGGCUGGCUUCAAAUCAUGGGGGUUUUUUUAAAUAAACUUUUUUGGUUCUUGUAUUGCCUUCUGGAUACUGA